Closterium sp. Yama58-4 is the source of this 663-nucleotide messenger RNA. The record is from the annotation of a GenBank genome assembly. Lineage: Eukaryota; Viridiplantae; Streptophyta; Zygnematophyceae; Desmidiales; Closteriaceae.
AUGCUCAGCUUCUCACCGACAACUAAUUUGGCCUACCGUGAUCGAGAAGCCAUCAUGAAGGAUGCCCUGAAGAAGACCAAAGUGGUGGUGCGCAAGCUACCGCCGAAUCUUAAGGAGGAGGCAUUCGUCGAGGCGCUUAAUAAGAAGUACCAAGGCCGCUACAACUGGGUUAUGUUCUACCCCGGAAAAUCGUCGGCCAAGAAGGCGGCACUCUCAAGGGCGUACAUAAACUUUUUCACGCCUGACGACGUGCUUGCUUUCUCCUCCGAUUUUCACGGCCACACCUUCGUCAACGAGAAGGGGCAGCAGUUCCAGGCAACAGUGGAGUACGCGCCCUGGCAGAAAGUUCCGCGGGAGGCGCAAAGAAAGGACCCCAGGCAGGGAACUAUAGAGAAAGACCCCGACUACGUGGCGUUCCUAGCGGCGCUGGAGCAGGGCGAGGAGAGCCUUCCGAGCGCAGAGGUGCAGCUGGAGAAGGCAGACGCUGCCAAGGCCGCUGCUGCAGGAGUGAAGGAGCCGCUAGUGCUGACGCCCCUGGUGGAGUAUGUGUGCCAGAGGCGCGCCAAUGCGCGGGCAGGCCCCCAGGCUCGUGUGGGAGAAGGCCGAUUCAGCUGUUGUUUCUUCUGCAGCACAUUCACGCUCGUCGCGCCGUCACGCGGCUGA